AUGUCUGUUGGUGUGGCCACAGACUGGAGAAGUUUAUUUGCGGCAGGUAACGAGCAAGAAUUGGACUUUUUUCCCCCGUCGGAGGCUGCGGGUUUGCUCGUGGUGAAACCUCCAAGAGAUGUGUUCGAGGAGGGUAUUUUGGAAUGGAGGCAUGCUCUGGUUGGGCAGUUCAUUGGCUCAACCUCUAACUUUGGCUUGUUGCAGAAAACAGUUGAUCUGAUGUGGGGCAAAGCCGCUCCGGUGAAGGUGAGCCUUGCCGGAUCCAACCUUUUUGUUUUCUCUUUCGAUAAUUCCUUGGCCAGGGACUGGGUUUUAGAAAAUGGUCCCUGGCAUGUACAGCAUAAGCCCCUCUUCCUCAGGAAAUGGGAACCGAAUUUGAAGGAGCUGCACUUUGAUUUGGAUCGUAUGCCAAUUUGGAUUCAACUCUUUAAUGUUCCUUUGGAAUUAUUUUCGAAGAAGGGACUCAGCUACAUUACUAGUGCUAUCGGUAAGCCCUUACACAUGGACUCCAUUACUGCUUCUAGAGCGAGACUUGAGUAUUCUAGGGUCUGUGUUGAAAUUUCGGUUGGCUCGAAAAUUCCAGAUUUUGUUGAUGUGCUUCUUUAUGAUGAGUCUGUAGUGAGAAUUAAGGGUGUUAUUGACAACAGUCUAGCUGGAUUGGAGGUGAUGAGUGAUGGUGUUGAAACAAUACCAGCUCAGGAGAAAAUUGUUAAUACAAGCCCAGCUGAGAUUGUGGUGAAAUGCUAUGGGUUAUGUACUGAGUCUUCGAAUUUUUCUGAACAGUCUAUUCCUAAUAAUGGUACACUAGUGGAAGUGAUGUGUGUAGGGAAGGUCCAUGCUGAUUCUAGUAGAGAUAAUAUGGCGGGUUUAAAUGCUCAUGUGGGGAAUUCAGGAAGUAAUCCCCCUAUUAAACGUGGUCGGGGUAGACCAGGGAAAGAACCUAAAGUUGCUUUAGGAGCUUCAAAAAAUAAGUUUGAGGUUCUUACCUCAAUUGAUCCUGAAAAUUUGCUGCCUGCUGAUGAUGGUAAGAAGCAGAGAGCAGCUUCUUUAGGAGUGUCUAAACUUGUUCAGGACUUAAAGUUGAAGAAAAAAGAACAACUUGAUAAAAGGAAAGUCAUUAAUUGGGCUACUAGCUGUCAUAUAAGCAUCCUCUGUCUGUUGGAAACUCGUGUUAAGGAAAUUAACUCUGCUGACAUUCUAAACCGGAGUUUUAGUGACUGGGACUCCUAUUGCAACUAUAAUCACGUAUUCAAUGGUCGUAUUUGGGUUCUUUGGCAUAAAUACCUGGCUUGUUCUGUCAUCCCUGCGUAUGAUCAGAGUGUUUCGAUUAAGGGCUCUUUUGAGGGACAGAGCUUUUGUGUCACUGCAGUGUAUGGAUUGAAUGACGGUAAUGCUCGGAGACACCUAUGGAACCAAUUAAUCUCCCUGGAUAUUGUCAACCUUCCAUGGCUGAUUGGGGGCGAUUUUAAUAUCAUUUUGAACCUUGAGGAGAGCUCGGGUAGCAUCAAUGCUUCUACUCUAGCUGAUAUCUCGGACUUUCAGAGAUGUGUGGAAAACUUGGGGGUUUUUGACCACCCGUUCACUGGUCCCUUACUUACCUGGUCAAACAAGCAGCAUGAUUUGUAUUUGGCUCGCAAGCUGGACCGAGUCCUGGUGAACUCUGCUUGGAUUGAUGCUUUUCCUGAAUCCGAUAUGGAGUUCCUCGCCCCGGGGGAUUCUGAGCACUGUCCUGCUGUAGUGUGGCUCCGGAAAACAGCCCCUGUGACUAGGCCUAAACCGUUUCGGUUCUUUAAUUUUUGGGCUCUGCACCCGGACUUUUUAGCCAUCGUUAGGGAUUCUUGGCAGGUUCCAGUGGAGGGUAAUCCUGCCCAAGUACUUUUUCAAAAGCUCAAACGGUUAAAAUAUCCUCUCAGAUAUCUCAACAAAAUCCACUUCAAUGACAUCUCCAAUCAGGUGAAACUGAAAAGAGAGGAGCUGAUGCGUAUUCAACUUGCAAAUCUUUCUGCUGGCAGUAUUGUCAACGAUGAAAUGCAAGCUGAGAGGGAGCUUCAUUCCCUUGAAGAAGCUGAGAUGCUUUUUUAA
Molecule: messenger RNA, 2082 nt
Organism: Hibiscus syriacus
Lineage: Eukaryota; Viridiplantae; Streptophyta; Magnoliopsida; Malvales; Malvaceae
Exons: 3
Coding region: 1-2082 (693 amino acids)
Molecular function (GO): catalytic activity
Source: RefSeq, a predicted model, not a curated record